Messenger RNA from Gadus macrocephalus (Pacific cod), 774 nucleotides. Its product is annotated as retinal guanylyl cyclase 2-like. NCBI's taxonomy places the organism in Eukaryota, Metazoa, Chordata, Actinopteri, Gadiformes, Gadidae. The record is from RefSeq and is a predicted model, not a curated record.
UGCGAGACGUCCCAGGCGCUCACCACCUUCUUGAACUACGAGAAGGUGGCGGACGCGUUCGUGGGCCCCACCAACACGGGCUUCUGCUCCGCGGCCAACCUGCUGGCCAACUGGGAUAAAGCCAUCUUCUCUUAUGGAUGUGUCAACUACGAGCUGGACCAAGGCGCCACGUAUCCCACCUUCGCCAGGACGCUGCCGCCCCCGUUUGGCAUCUUGUUUGCGGUGUUGAAGUACUUUCAAUGGGCCAACGUCGGAAUCGUUUCGUCCAACGAGGACAUCUAUGGAAGCGGCGGGAAGCUAGCGAACGCCCUGCGUCGCGAGGGCCUCCCCGUGGGCAUCGUGACCGCCAUGGGGAUCAACGAGACGGAGGUGGAGCGGACCAUGAAGAGGAUCCAGGCGAAGGCAGACCUCAAGGUCAUCAUCAUGUGCAUGCACUCGGCCCUGAUCGGGGGCCAGCAGCAGGCCACCUUCCUGCUGAAGGCCCUGGAGCUGGGGCUGACCCAGGGCCAGUACGUGUUCCUGCCCUACGACGCGCUGCUCUACAGCCUGCCCUACGGCAACGUCUCCUACGCCCCGCUGAAGAACAGCAGCCGGCUGCGGCGGGCCUACGACGCCGUGCUCACCGUCACCGUGGAGUCGGGGGACCUGUCCUUCUACAGGCCUGGACGCGGCCACGUGGAGCGGGGGGCUGCCCGCCAACCUGGAGCCCUGCAGGUGGGCUCGGGGGGGUUGUGUUGGGAGGGCGCAUGCUGGAGGCGCUGCACUCAGAGCUGA